Knipowitschia caucasica is the source of this 318-nucleotide messenger RNA. NCBI's taxonomy places the organism in Eukaryota, Metazoa, Chordata, Actinopteri, Gobiiformes, Gobiidae. The record is from the annotation of a GenBank genome assembly.
AUGCCAUCCAGUGAAUCCCCUGAUCUGACGCGUCCCUACAGCGGCUGCAAACGCACGCGCGGUGCGCCGAAUCAACAGGACACGCGACGUGAGCGCACUCCCCCAGCCCCGCGUCACAUUCACACCGCGGCGCGGGCGCUUGCUGUUGGACUCAUGUCCAAUGUGACUGGAGCCUUCGAGGGAAAGGAGCCUACACAGAGAGGGACUGUGCGGAGGUUACUGCGUCUGGAGGCGCACGCCAUAUCGUCUACACGCAGCGUUAAUGCUGUUCCAAGUGACAAACAGGAUCAAAGUGAUGAACAGGGACAUAACUGCUGA